This is a messenger RNA of Spodoptera littoralis (African cotton leafworm), 453 nucleotides long. NCBI's taxonomy places the organism in Eukaryota, Metazoa, Arthropoda, Insecta, Lepidoptera, Noctuidae. The record is from the annotation of a GenBank genome assembly.
AUGGCGAAAAACACGUCAAGUUCUGCCUUUCGUAAGAUCGAUAUCGAUCAAUAUAAUGAAGAUAACUUUAAAGAAGAUGAAGCAGAACAAUCGAUUCCUACUGGACCGGAUGAAGGCGAAGUUUGCGCUUUAUUGAAUCAAUGUCGGUAUAUUGAUGCCCUGAAGGUUGUUCUGAACAAUGCACCAGUAGGAUCAGCCAACCAACAAAUCAAAGACAAUGCCUUGGCAUUGACUUUGAAAGUGCUACUCGCUAUCAAGUCUACACAAAUUGAAGAGGCUGUGGGUAAUCUUUGUCAGGAUGACAUAGAUAUACUGAUGAAAUAUAUUUACAGAGGAUUUGAAUGUCCCACAGAGGGAUCUAGUGGGCACCUGCUGCUAUGGCACGAAAAAGCAUUUAACAUUGGAGGCUCCGGAUCCAUAGUCAGAGUGCUAUCUGACAGAAUGAAAGUGUAA